ACAUUAGACAACAACAAAAAUGCCCUCCAUUUUCUCCAGACCUUCUUCAACCUUUGCCACCUUUUAACCCUUCUCUCUCAAAAGAGAAUCCGAAUUCUACAGAAAACACACACUCUCUCUCUCUCUUAUUGUUCUCUUCCAAACAGACGAUAAACCAUGACUGAGGAAGCGCAGAAGCCAGCAGCUGAGGCAGGAGCAUCAUCCGCCGAGGUGGUAACUGUGGUUUCCGAUGUGCCUCAAGCGGAGAAACCAGUGACUCAGUCUGAACCUGAGAAGCCUGCCACGACCGAUGAGGUUAUUGAGGCUGAGAAACCCAAAACGGCUGAGGAGGAGAAAACCAUUGCUCAAUCGGUUUCUUUCAAGGAAGAAAGCUAUGUAGUCGGCGAGCUUCCGGAGUCGCAGAAGAAGGUUCUUGAGGAGUUCAAACAGCUCGUUCAAGAAGCUCUUAACAAACACGAGUUCACUGCUCCUCCAUCUCCACCGCCGGCUCCCAAGGAGGAAGAGAAAAAGGACGAGGAAGAGCUAAAAACAGAGGAAAAAACUGAAGAAAAAACUGUUGAAGAGCCUCCCAAGGCCGAGUCGUCGGCCGAGCCUCUGAAGGAGCCAGAGAAAGAGAAGGCUCCAGAACCAGCGGAGAGUGUAGUCGUCGUGACUGAGGUGGUGGAGAAGGUGGCUGCUGUGGACGAGGAUGGUGCUAAGACAGUGGAAGCAAUCGAAGAAUCCGUCGUAUCCAUCGCCGCUGCUCCAGCCGACGAGGCAACCUCAUCAGCGAAAGCUGAGGCCGAAGAGCCGAAGAAGGAAGAAGAAGUGGCUGCCCCACCUCCCCCACCAGAGGAGGUUUCCAUCUGGGGAAUUCCUCUUCUCGCCGAUGAGAGGAGUGACGUGAUCCUCUUGAAGUUCCUGAGGGCGAGAGAUUACAAGGUUAAGGACGCCAUGACCAUGCUGAAGAACACCGUCAAGUGGCGCAAGGAGUAUGGAAUCGAUGCUCUUAUUGAAGAAGACCUCGGGUGUGAUUGGGAUAAGGUUGUUUUCACUCAUGGAGUGGAUAAGGAAGGCCACCCUGUUUGCUACAAUGUUUUCGGCGAGUUCCAGAAGAAGGAGUUGUAUCAGAACACGUUCUCCGAUGAUGAGAAGCGGACCAAGUUCAUCAAGUGGAGGAUUCAGUUCUUGGAGAAGAGCAUCAGGAAAUUAGAUUUCAAUCCCACUGGUCUCUCCACCAUCGUUCAGGUCAACGAUCUCAAGAAUUCUCCUGGAUUCUUUCUCAACAAAGAGCUUGUCACCGGCCAGGCAAUUCAGCUGCUUCAGGACAAUUAUCCUGAGUUCGUAGCCAAACAGGUGUUCAUCAACGUUUCAUGGUGGUACUUGGCCUUCAGUAGGGUUAUCAGUACUUUCCUCACUCAGAGGACUAAGAGCAAGUUUGUGUACGCUGGUCCAUCAAAGUCUGCCGACACCCUUUUCAAAUACAUAGCUCCUGAACAAGUUCCAGUUCAACAAGGUGGUUUGAGCCAAGAUGGUGAGCAGGAAUUCACCUCAUCUGACUCUGUCACAGAAGUCACCAUAAAACCAUCAACCAAACACACCGUUGAAAUUCCAGUCUCUGAGACCAGUGUCCUGGUUUGGGAACUCAGAGUUUUGGGUUGGGAUGUGAGCUAUGGUGCUGAAUUCGUGCCAAGUACGGAGGGUCACUACACUGUAAUCGUACAAAAGGCAAGGAAAGUUAAUUCCACGGAAGAACCACUGAUUUCCAAUAGCUUCAAAGUAGGUGAAUCAGGCAGGAUUGUCCUCACCAUUGAUAACCAAAGCUCCAAGAAGAAGAAGCUCUUGUACAGGUCUAAGACCAAAACCUGUUCUGAGCAAUAAGCCAUAUGGUACAAAUUAAAGAUUGCCAGCGGAGUUUACCAAAUCUGAAAUCUAAUACUGCCGAAACAUUCAAAUAUUUGGAAGCAGGGGCAGGGUUCUUUGUUUUUUUUUGAAGAAAAAGACACCAGGUUUAUUUUUUAUUUUGGUUGAUAUUUAAUUUUGUUCAUGAUUUAUACAAGUUCUGGAAUUGUAUUUAAUUUGUUCUUGUCUUAUCAUAAUUAUAAUUUCUUUUGUUCAAAAAACAAAAGUCUUUGGGGAUGAGUAGGAAGGGUUGCACAUUUGUGUGUAUAUGUUUUUGUUUUGGGGGAGAAGGCACGUGUUUGGAUUUUGGACAUAAAAGCUGUGUUACUAUUUCAGACUCUUUUGUCUGUAAACUUUGGGUAAAUUUUAUGUUUAUUAUUCCUACUA
Molecule: messenger RNA, 2268 nt
Organism: Humulus lupulus (European hop)
Lineage: Eukaryota; Viridiplantae; Streptophyta; Magnoliopsida; Rosales; Cannabaceae
Product: patellin-3-like
Exons: 4
Coding region: 157-1860 (567 amino acids)
Molecular function (GO): lipid binding
Source: RefSeq, a predicted model, not a curated record